CGGCGCCCCGCGGUCCCGGGCCGCGGGUGGACGCUGUCACGGAGCGCGCCUCGCCGGCCUCAGCGCCCUAAGGCGCCUUCCAAGGCUGGAUCGGCGUGGGGUGCCGUGCCCGGUAGAAGCCCCGAGCCCGGAGCGGCGGCGUGGGCACCGCGGUACGGGUGCGGACUCCGCGGCUUCUCGCCCGGCUUCUGACUGCCGUGGCCGAGGAUGGCGAACGGCGCCGAGGUCAAAGUUGGGGCUACCAAAAUUGGGGCGAACGCAGAGCAAGACCCCGACACCCCUCUCCGUCAGCGCACUCCUCGCCCCCAACUCUUUCGGGGGGAGGUUGAGGUUUCAAGCAGUAGCCUUCCUAGGAUUUAACGCUAGUGUCAGGAAUGUGCUGGGAGAGUUUUGGGGGGAAGGCGGUGCCAGGCAGAGGAGCCGUGCUUUGACUCGUGGUCGAAAAGGGCUACGCGGGCCCUCCAGACAGCAGGGAAGAAUGGGGGCGCGAUCACUUCCUUGCAGUGCAUCCCCGGACUGAAGAAGGAAAUAGCGAAAAGUCUCAAGGCGGAGAAGUGAGACUCUGCCUGUUGGGGCGGGGGGACGCUCCAGAGCGCGCGCAGUUGUCACACGGGGCGCGGGCGGGAGUGGGAACUUUCCUGGACUCAGCUAGUGGCGGGCGGGUCAAAGGGCGGGGGGCACCCCAGCCGAAGGAGCGGUCCGGGUUCUGGCGUGGUGACUGCGCAGGCGAGAGGCUGUGUAGCCGGGUCCGGUCUUAGCCUGCGGGGCAGCUGGGGACGUCGGGUUUGGCCUGGGUUCCACAGUUGGGAUGCGUGAACACAACCAGAAGGGACGCGGGCUGGGCGGGUGCAGGAAGCUUAAGCUGAACGCUGGCCUGCAGUGGGUCGCCUCUUGGCGCUCCGCCUGCGGCGCCGGGACAGAGCGGCUCCCAGCUAGACGUUUUGAAGCGGUGGGAAAUUACCCCUUUUGACCUAAAGGCCCUGUUUUGGGGUUUUCCCUUGCACCCUAGCCUUCCCCACCCUUCACCGGGGAGGAAGCCGAGAGGCUUCUUCCUGCCGCACCUGCCGCUCCGGAGGCUCAGCCUGUCUGCGCAUCGUGGAGGCAGGGCCCAGGGUGUGCCCUCCUCGUCGGUCACCUGGAGAGGGCGGGAUUUAGGGUGAUGCUUGCUGCAGGGUAUCCCUUGCUGUCUCCCCACGCUGGGUGUGGGGUUUCCAGGGAGACCCGCUGACCCAGACAACUCGGGAGGCCGCAGGUUCUGCCCAGUGUUCCUCAUGUCACGAUGUAGUGUGCUCUGGAGGCCUCUCCUGGGACUUAAGGGCCCUGGUAUGACUUUGGAGUUCACCACCCCAGCAGGGCUCCAGGACUGCCACCCUCGGAUGCUUCACUGCCUGAUCCACUUACGGAGGCCUCUUCAGAUCCUCCGCACCCCGCACCCCUUCUGACAUUUCUGUAGCAAGUGAUGGUCCCUUUUUCCAGGUUUCUCAGAUCCACAAAGCUAGGUCUGGGGGUUCAUGAAUUUAAAGACAGGCAUGUUUAGGCACUGGAAAUUAAGACUGCAUAGGCAUUAGGAUGGACAGAAACCAAUCUAAGCCUGCCUCUGGAAAGCACGAUGGAGUUGGAGCCUCACCCUGCCUAGGGGAAGACCUGGCCGCAGAUGGAAUGGGCUGGGCUGGGGGCCUGGCAACUUGGCUUUAGGGAUCCAUUUAUGAAUCUUCUUGGUCAGCCCCCUCCCUCCCUCAGCACACAAGCCCUUUGCCAUGAACCAACCGCCCCCCAGAGCUCCCCCUCAGCCCCGCCGUGUGCGGCUGAAGCCCUGGCUGGUGGCCCAGGUGAACAGCUGCCAGUACCCAGGGCUUCAGUGGGUCAACGGGGAAAGGAAAUUCUUCUACAUCCCCUGGCGCCAUGCUACGAGGCAUGGCCCUAGCCAGGAUGGAGACAACACCAUCUUCAAGGCCUGGGCCAAGGAGACGGGAAAGUACACCGAGGGAGUAGAUGAGGCUGAUCCUGCCAAGUGGAAGGCCAACCUACGCUGUGCCCUCAAUAAGAGCCGAGACUUCCGCCUCAUCUAUGAUGGGCCCCGGGAUAUGCCACCUCAGCCCUACAAGAUCUACGAGGUCUGCUCCAAUGGCCCUACUCCCACAGAGUCCCAGCCUACCGAGGAGGAUUACACUGUGGCUCCAGGAGAGGAGGAGGAGGAGGAGGAAGAGGAGCUCCAGAAGAUGUUACCAGGCCUGAGCCUCACAGAAGCAGUACAGCCUGGUCCCUCCAUGGCACCCUAUCUACCUAAAGAAGAUGUCAAGUGGCCACCAGUUCUACCACCGCCUGUGGGGCCCCCUACCUUAGACUCCAGCCUUCUGGUUGCUGCAUCUGGCAACCCUGCUGGCUUUGGGCAGCGUCUCCCUGAGGUCCUGCCCAGUCCAGAGCCCCUGGCUCAAGCCCUGCCCACUGCAAAUGAACAGCUAUUGCCUGAUCUGCUUAUCAGCCCCCACAUGCUGCCUCUGACUGACCUGGAGAUCAAGUUCCAGUACCGGGGGCGGCCACCCCAUGCCCUCACCAUCAGCAAUCCACAAGGCUGCCGGAUCUUCUACAGCCAGCUGGAGGCCACCCAGGAGCAGGUGGAACUCUUUGGCCCUGUGAGCCUGGAACAAGUUCGCUUCCCCAGCCCUGAGGAGAUCCCCAGCGAGAAGCAGCGCUUUUAUACGAACCAGCUGCUGGAUGUCUUGGACCGUGGGCUUAUCCUCCAGCUGCAGGGCCAGGAUCUGUAUGCUAUCCGCCUGUGCCAGUGCAAGGUAUUCUGGAGUGGGCCCUGUGCCUCCACUCAUGGCUCAAGCCCCAACCCCAUCCAGCGGGAAGUCAAGACCAAGCUCUUCAGCCUUGAGCAGUUUCUCAAUGACCUCAUCCUGUUCCAGAAGGGCCGCACCGACACCCCACCACCCAUUGAGAUCUUCUUCUGCUUCGGGGAGGAGUGGCCUGACCAGAAACCCCGAGAAAAGAAGCUCAUUACUGUCCAGGUGGUGCCUGUUGCAGCCCGGUUGCUUCUGGAGAUGUUCUCUGGGGAGCUUUCUUGGUCAGCUGACAGCAUCCGGCUGCAGAUCUCAAACCCAGACCUGAAAGAUCGCAUGGUAGAGCAGUUUAAAGAGCUCCAUCACAUCUGGCAGGCCCAGCAGCUGCAGUCUGUGGCCCACGCCACUCCCAUGGUGGGUCUGGGUACUGGCCAGGGGCCCUGGCCCAUGCACCCUGUUGGCAUGCAGUAGCAGGGCUGUAGGUAGUGGCUGUGUAGACUAAUAAGACAAUGUGGUAGCUCCAGCAGGUCUGGCUGGCUGCAGAGUCUAACCACUGGGUCUCCUUGAAGUGGAGUUAGGACAGAGAUAAAGAAGACACUUGUGCAGCCAUUCUCCCUGCAGAGAUUUACUUUCAGGGAUGGCUUCCUAGGCCUGCCUCUCCUGUGCUCUUUCUGGCCCCCCCUGGAGAAACCCAGCAAGCGGCCCCUGAGCAGAGAAGGAAUGUCCCCAACUAGAGAGCAGGGCAGGUUGCCCCAUUCUUGUGGUUGAUCAUUUGCUGUGGCAAAAAGAGUCUGAGAAGAGUUGAGGGCCAGGUCCUCCUGCAGUCUCUGCAGAGCAUGGGCCUGAUUUGGAUGUUCCCUUAUUUGAGCCUCACUUCCCCAUCUUUCUUAAUCCUGAGACGAAUUAAGCCUUUAGACGUCACUUAAGGCUGGCAGCUACGUGCUGCCUCCCCAGUUUAUAAGAAUCUGGGGGUAGAACUGAGGAUACAGCUCAGUGGAAUGGCGCCAGCUUGGCAAGCAAAAGGUCUUGAGUUCAAUUCCCAGUUUCACAAAAAAAAAAAAAAAAAAAAAAAAAAAAAGCUGGGAGUAAAGAGUAGAAUUUAUGUAUUUUUGGAUUAAAAAAGUUAAAAAACA
Cavia porcellus (domestic guinea pig) is the source of this 3916-nucleotide messenger RNA. RefSeq names its product interferon regulatory factor 5 (gene Irf5). Gene Ontology annotation, biological process: immune system process; regulation of transcription by RNA polymerase II. The record is from RefSeq and is a predicted model, not a curated record. The transcript has 9 exons. Gene Ontology annotation, molecular function: RNA polymerase II cis-regulatory region sequence-specific DNA binding; DNA-binding transcription factor activity, RNA polymerase II-specific; protein binding. Gene Ontology annotation, cellular component: nucleus. Bases 1758 to 3254 code for a protein of 498 amino acids. NCBI's taxonomy places the organism in Eukaryota, Metazoa, Chordata, Mammalia, Rodentia, Caviidae.